Messenger RNA from Linnemannia hyalina, 2070 nucleotides. Lineage: Eukaryota; Fungi; Mortierellomycota; Mortierellomycetes; Mortierellales; Mortierellaceae. The record is from the annotation of a GenBank genome assembly.
AUGCCACCAAAAGAGAAAGUCGAAUCUUCAGAACAGGUCCUGCAGGCCGUCAUUCUCGCCGACAGUUUCGACGAACGCUUCCAGCCCAUCACCCUCGAGACCGCCAGAUGCUUGUUGCCACUGUGCAAUGUGCCCUUAAUCUCGUACACCUUCGAGUUCUUGGCUGUCGCAGGCGUUCAGGAGGUCUUUGUCUUUUGCUGCUCCCAUUCCGACAAGGUCAAGGCCUUUGUCAAGAAAUACGAAAAGUCAUCCAACAUGAAGAUUAAUACGAUCGUGUCGCAGGAGUUGAUGUCGGUCGGAGACGCUAUGAGGGAACUGGACGCCAAGCAGUUGAUCGACACGGACUUUAUUCUCGUCACAGGAGAUGUUGUCUCGAACAUGAAGCUGGAUCGGGUUCUGGAAGAACAUCGUGCUAGGAGACAGGCUGAUAAGAGCGCUAUUAUGACCAUGGUCCUCAAGAAGGCUAGCCCGCAGCACCGGAGUCGUUCGGUCGGAGACGGAUCAUUGUUUGUUUUGGACCAGGGAUCAAAGGAGUGCUUACACUACCAGCCCGUCAAGGCCUUCAAGAGCACCCGCGAGGACAGGCGCAUGACCAUGAACAUGGAAAUCUUUGACAAGCACCCCGAGAUCCAGCUCCGCAACGACUUGAUUGAUUGCCAGGUCGACAUUUGCUCGGUCGAGGUCCCCGCCUUGUUCACAGAGAACUUUGAUUACCAGGAUAUUCGCGCGGAUUUCGUCCACGGUAUCUUAACCUCGGAUCUGUUGGGCAAGACGAUUCAUUUCCAUGAGGUGAGCGAUGUCUAUGCGGCUCGUGUCCGGAGUACGCAGAUGUACGAUGCUGUCAGCAAGGAUAUCAUCUCCCGGUGGACGUUCCCAAUGGUUCCUGAUAGCAAUUUGCAGGUUGGGGAUUGCUAUGAGUACCGACGGGGGUUGGUCUAUAAGGAGAAGAGCGUUGUUUUGUCCAGGACCUGUGUUGUUGAGGAGAAGGUUGUCAUUGGAGCCAACACCCAGAUUGCUGAGAGGGCUGUUCUCUCCAACUGUGUCAUUGGCAAGAACUGUAUCAUCGGCGCGAAUGUCAAGAUUGAUAACGCAUAUAUUUGGGACAACGUCGUAAUCAAGGACAACUGCGUGGUUCAGCAGAGUAUUAUCGCCAACGACGCCGUCUUGGAGCAAGGAGUCACUAUCAGCAAGGGAUGCCUGAUCUCUUUCAAGGUCACGGUCGGUGCCAACACCACGGUACCAGCCUACUCCCGACUCACAGCAUUGGCCGAGGGCAACGAGGACGAUUCGGACGCAGAGUUGAUCUCAGACCCUGCUGUCGUCGGUGCUACUGGACGUGGUCGCUCCUUCACCGAGGCUGAGGGCUCGGACGAUGAGGACGAUGAGGAGGAUCCUAAGAACAAGCAGGUCAGCAUGUUGGCUUUCGAUAUGUCGGAGCUCAAGUUGGCUGCCAAACAGCAGGAGGACUCUGCCUCGGAUUUCGAGUCGGAGGCUUCGGACUUGGAGGAGGACCUUAUCAGUCCUGAGGAGGAGUUGGAUCGUGAGGUCGCGGCUACUUUGGACCGUGCCUUCCAGGACGGUCACGAUGUUGAUAUUGCGGCCUUGGAGUUGAACACUCUUCGUAUGGCGACGUUCUCGAACUUCAAGGAGAUGCGCAAGAGAGUUAUUCCUGGUGUGUUGAAGCACAUUGACCCAGUCGCCAAGGCUGGCAGUGGAAAGACCGCCAAGGAGAUUCUAAGCCGUUGGGGUCCUUUGGUCGGAAAGAUGAUUCACGACGAGGAGGAUCAGGUCGAUGGUGCUCAUGUUCUGCACAGGGUUUGCGCGACUUUGUAUCGUGAUGUGACUCAGGCACAGAAGGUGUUUGCCCCCGCAUUGAGGUACUUUUAUGACGAGGAUAUCCUGGAGGAGGAUGCAAUCCUGGAAUGGUACCAUUCGGAAAAGAGCCAGCAGGGUACCGACAUCGAGAAGAAGCUCCGCGAAGUCGCCGCUCCUAUGAUCCAGUACUUGGAGCAGUCGGAUUCGGAAGAGUCGGACGAUGAGGAUGAUGAGGAGGACGAGGACUCUGAAUAG